Molecule: messenger RNA, 1777 nt
Organism: Podospora pseudopauciseta
Lineage: Eukaryota; Fungi; Ascomycota; Sordariomycetes; Sordariales; Podosporaceae
Exons: 2
Coding region: 608-1777 (389 amino acids)
Biological process (GO): vesicle-mediated transport; regulation of endocytosis
Cellular component (GO): recycling endosome; plasma membrane
Molecular function (GO): GTPase activity; GTP binding
Source: RefSeq, a predicted model, not a curated record
CUUGUCUGAUCUCGUUUCUUUGCUUGCAGAUAAGGCCGGCGUCGUGGAACCGAACCUUUACACCAGCUCUUUCAACAAACUGGCUUUCCCUUUUUGAUUGCAGUCUGAAUAAAGUUGAUCGCAUCGCGAAGGAGAAGGAGAAAACGAAAAGAACGGGAGCCCACUUUUUUUUCCAUGCAGGUGUUGUACUGUGUACCACACCGCUCCUCUCUUUAAUCUUGCUUGUCUUUGGUGUCGCAAAGUUCAACCUUUUCGAUCGACGAAAACGCACAAAUUUCCGGUUGGCGCAAACGCAGGUUUCAUGUGUGGCUGGUCUUUUUAGUUAUUAUUUUUGUUAUACAGAAGGAUACACGAAUUACCAGCUUUUUUGCGCCAUAGAGCAACACACAGGGAGCAACAGGUUUCCACACUCGAGUAACAAAGACCACCGAGGGUCGUCAAACACUUUGAGCGAGAGAGAUCCACGACGCUACGAACGAACCCCGCCCGAGACAUUCUUGGAGUUGCGCGCGCAUAGCACACACAAACGCUACCACUACCCAACACCACACCAGAACCCUUUUCAUAAACCAUAUUUGAGGCGAAACACCCAGAUAAAAACGAUCGCAUGAGCAGCUACGUUGAGCUCUCCGGCUUCGGCCGGCCCCGCCGGGGAUCCUCCGCCGCGAGCGACACGAGCAGCGCCGGCACAGUUACCCGCGGACAGGACAGAGAACAAGAGCUAGGGAGCAUGUACGACUACUUGGCCAAAAUCAUACUGCUAGGUCCAAGCGGGACUGGAAAGUCCUGUCUCCUCCAUCGUUUCGUCAAGUCCGAGUGGCGCGUGCUAUCCUCCCAGACUAUCGGCGUCGAGUUUGCCUCGAAGAUCAUCAAAGUCGGUACCGGCGCAAGGAGGAAGCGAAUCAAACUCCAGCUUUGGGAUACCGCGGGCACGGAAAGGUUCAGGUCGGUGUCGAGGUCGUACUAUCGGGGCGCGGCGGGCGCGAUACUGGUGUAUGAUGUCACCAGCCAUGCGAGCUUCAACAGUCUGCAGCCUUUUCUGAACGAUGCGAGGGCGCUGGCGAGUCCGAAUUUGAGUCUGUUGUUGGUGGGGAAUAAAGUCGACUUGGCGGCUAGCCAGACGGGAGCGUACUCGGAUUAUGAGGAUAAUGAUGACUGGGGGAGAGACAAUAGGCUAGGAGUAGGGGGUGGGAGGGGUGGGGGGUUGCCGACGCCGAGCAGUAUCGCCAGUAGCAGUGUUACUUCUUUUCAGACUACGACGACGACGAUGACGGAUCGGACUGAGCAAGGGGGGAGGGGUCAGCAGACACCGAUGGUGCCGAGUUCGUAUUCUAGUAUGUCGACUAUUCACCCGGGGCUGGGGUCACAACUGAAGGCGACGAUUGCGCCGGAUGGGAGGGAGGUCGGCGCGGUUGAGGCGUCGAGGUGGGCGAACAUGGUGAACAUUCCUGUGACGAUGGAGGUUUCGGCGCUGAGUGGGGAGGGUGUGGAUGAGGUCUUUGGGAGGUUGGCGAGGAUGAUUUUGACCAAGAUUGAGUUGGGAGAGAUUGAUCCUGACGAUCCGAUGAGUGGGAUUCAGUAUGGUGAUGCUAGCGCGCUGUGGAAUGCUGGCGCAAGUGAUGGCGGGAGCAUCAAGAGCACUUUGACGGCUGAUGACGUUGGCGUCGGGGGAAGAAGGAGAAGGGGAAAGCCAAAACGGAUGGGACAGGGUGGGCUGAGAGAAUGGGAGGAAGUUUUCACGCUGACGGGAAGGAGAAGAAACAGGGGGUGUUGUUGA